Messenger RNA from Arachis stenosperma, 1957 nucleotides. RefSeq names its product guard cell S-type anion channel SLAC1. Lineage: Eukaryota; Viridiplantae; Streptophyta; Magnoliopsida; Fabales; Fabaceae. Gene Ontology annotation, molecular function: voltage-gated monoatomic anion channel activity. The record is from RefSeq and is a predicted model, not a curated record. Bases 10 to 1731 code for a protein of 573 amino acids. Gene Ontology annotation, cellular component: membrane. The transcript is spliced from 3 exons. Gene Ontology annotation, biological process: intracellular monoatomic ion homeostasis; transmembrane transport; stomatal closure.
UUUUGCUAUAUGCAUGUAUUACCACACCGCAAAAGAAUGGAGAAGAAACCAAUAGCUCUAGGCUCACAGCAAAACCAUUUUGUGGACAUUGAUGAAGUCUUGCCGGAAGAAGAAGAAGGCGACGAAGAGAGGAUGAUAAAAACAGAGGAGAAAGCUGAGAAGAAGCAGCAGCUGAUGAGCAACAAGGCUAAAGAAUCAAGGAAACCCCAUCACCGGAGUUUUAACCGGCAAGUCUCGCUGGAGACGGGGUUUUCGGUGCUGAACAGCGAGAAGAAAGCAAAAGAAUACGAGAGGAAGGCUACUCUAACAAGAAGUGGCACUAGUUUGGGUGGUGCCAAUGGGAUUCAUGGAUUGGAAGCGAGGAAGAGGGACUUCAGCAUAUUCAAGACUAAGUCAACACUCAGCAAGCAGAAUUCUUUGUUACCAACAAGGAAUAAAGAAAAGGAUCAUCAUCAUCAAUUGGAAUCUCAGAAGAGUAAUGGGUUUAGCGGGAAUCAAGAUUCUGUGAAUGAAAGUGUUCCUGCUGGUAGAUAUUUUGAUGCUCUUAGAGGACCUGAGUUGGAUCAAGUCAAGGAUUCAGAGGACAUUCUUCUCCCCAAAGACGAGAAAUGGCCCUUCCUCCUCCGGUUUCCGAUCGGAUGCUACGGUAUCUGUCUUGGCCUAAGCAGCCAAGUGGUGCUCUGGCGGGCCCUUGCAACCUCGCCAGCCACCAAGUUCCUCCAUAUAACCCCAGCCAUCAACUUUGGCCUGUGGCUCUUGGCAGUAGCAGUGUUAACAGCAGUUACCUUCACAUACAUUCUGAAAUGCAUAUUCUACUUUGAAGCAGUGAAAAGAGAGUACUUCCACCCAGUCAGAGUCAACUUCUUCUUCGCCCCAUGGGUGGUAUGCAUGUUCCUAGCCAUUGGGGUGCCCCCUAAGCUAGCCCCACAAGGCACACUCCACCCUGCUAUAUGGUGCACCUUCAUGGGUCCUUACUUUCUUCUUGAGCUCAAAAUCUAUGGACAGUGGCUCUCUGGUGGGAAAAGGCGUCUCUGCAAAGUUGCAAACCCAUCAUCUCACCUUUCCGUGGUUGGAAACUUCGUCGGAGCAAUCUUGGCAUCCAAGGUUGGUUGGAAUGAGCCAGCCAAGUUCCUGUGGGCCGUCGGGUUUGCGCAUUACCUGGUGGUGUUUGUGACGCUUUAUCAGAGGCUGCCAACCAGCGAGGCGCUGCCCAAAGAGCUCCACCCUGUCUACUCCAUGUUUAUCGCAGCUCCUUCGGCCGCUAGCCUUGCUUGGGAGAAUGUAUAUGGUGAAUUUGAUGGCUUAUCAAGGACUUGCUAUUUCAUUGCAUUGUUUCUCUAUGUUUCCCUUGUUGUGCGGAUCAAUUUCUUCACUGGUUUCAGAUUUUCAGUGGCGUGGUGGUCAUAUACAUUUCCAAUGACAACAGCAUCAGUGGCAACCAUAAAAUAUGCAGAACAGGUACCUUGCUUCAUAAGCAAGGGACUUGCUCUUGGACUAUCAUUUAUGUCAUCAACAAUGGUGUCUGUUCUUUUUGUAUCCACACUUCUCCAUGCAUUCGUUUGGCACACCUUGUUCCCUAAUGACCUUGCCAUUGCAAUAACUUAUAAGAAGAGGCAAGGCAGGGAGAAGAAGCCUUUGAAGAAGGCCUAUGACAUAAAGCGUUGGACAAAGAAAGCUCUUACCAUAAACAACAAUUCAGUUACUGAGAACAAGGAUGCAGCUCAAGAAUGAUGAUUUCUAUUGCCACACAAUUAUGUCGAAUUAAUCACAAAUUUCUUUGUUUUAGAGGAAAUUGUGCUCCAGAAAGCUAUAUCAUUUAAACUAUUUCCCAAUGUAGAAAAAUAUACAUAUACUGAUUGGCUCGGAUAUUUUGCCGGCCAUUUCUUAUCUAGUAUAUAUGCUAGAAUUGCUUAUCAAUGUCUCUUAAACCAGUUUUAGAAAUAUAAUAAUAUUGAUG